Molecule: messenger RNA, 1455 nt
Organism: Trichomonas vaginalis G3
Lineage: Eukaryota; Parabasalia; Trichomonadida; Trichomonadidae
Product: unfolded protein binding
Exons: 1
Coding region: 1-1455 (484 amino acids)
Biological process (GO): protein folding
Cellular component (GO): endoplasmic reticulum; endoplasmic reticulum membrane
Molecular function (GO): calcium ion binding
Source: RefSeq, a predicted model, not a curated record
AUGUUUUUUGUUUUUUCAAAUCUAGAGGCAUCGGUUUCCAGAAUAUAUGAUGAAAAUGGUCUUCCUAUACUUCCUGCAUGCGAGCCACUAUUUUGGGAUAAUUUUACAGAUCCAUUCGUCAUGAAACGCUGGAUUCCUUCUCGAUCCUUAUAUUUUUCAGGCAGAUGGUCAAAUGACCUUUCAUAUCCUGUAGUUGGACGUGCUAAGGAACGUGGUUUAGUUACUGUUGAUAAAGAGAAAUCGAGUAUAAUUUCUUAUAAAUUGCCAGCACCUAUUUAUCCGAUGAAUGAGACAAUUGUCAUUCAGUAUGAAGUAAGAGCCCAAAUUAUCUAUCAUAUCUUCCGUACAACACUUAGAAUUCAUACUAACGAUUUUGAUGUUUAUCACCAAACUAAUGAUACACAUGGCACCAUAGAAUUUGGUCCAGUGCACAAUGAGAAGAAGACUAAGGCACUUCUCAAUUUCUACAUAAACAGUAACGAAGACAAACACAAAAUCGAAAAAUUUAUUGAUAUUCCAGUGGAUGAAAUCCCACAUCUCUACACACUUAUCAUUCGCCCAGACAAUACAUUCGAAUACAUGAUCGACGCGAUGUCAUUCCUUAAUGGAACGUUUACAGAUUCCUUUAAGAUUCCAAUUGUCGAGCCAAAGAUGAUUGACGAUCCAAAUGACAAGAAACCAUCAGAUUGGGUUGAUGAAGAGUUCAUUGUUGAUGUAAAUGCUACGAAACCUGAUGAUUGGAACGAAAGCGAGCCAGAAUUUGUUCCAAACCCAAGAUAUAAAGAUAAACCAAUGGGAUGGAGAGAGGACGAACCAGAAAUGAUACCAGAUCCAAAGGAUCCAAAGCCAGAGAACUGGAAUGAAGCAGUUUUCGGAAAAUACAAACGCAGAAUGAUCAAAAAUCCAAAAUGCAGCAUAGGAUGCGGAAAAUGGAAGCAGCCAAUGAUGAAGAACAAGAAAUACAAAGGAAAAUGGACUCCUCCGCUGAUUAAAAAUCCAAAAUACAAAGGAAAGUGGGUUCCACGCAAAAUACCAAAUCCAAAGUUUACGCAUGAAUACAACUACUCAUUACCUGGAAUAACAGGCUUCUCUUUCAACGUCUGGUCGUUUUAUCAUGAUAUUUUAGUUACAAAUCUACUUGUUUCUCACAAUGAAUCACUUAUUAAGCGUUGGAACCUCGAAGACUUCGCUCAGAGGCAACGCCGCCAAAUAAAAAUGAUGAAAAUCGCUUAUGAUUGGAUUGAUAUCGAUAAAGAAAUCGAAAUUCCACCAGAACCAGGCAUGAUGAACAAGGUUGUAUACUUGGCAAAGCGUGGAUACAGAAAAUUCAAUCAAAUCGAGAACAAAGCUGCUUAUACUUCGAUCUUCUGCUCAAUUGUGUUUGUUAUGAUUCCAAUGCUCUACGUUAUCCAUGAAGUUUUGUGUGGAACAGCGGAUCAUCUCAAACUUGAGUAA